Penicillium longicatenatum is the source of this 1470-nucleotide messenger RNA. RefSeq names its product cytochrome P450. Gene Ontology annotation, molecular function: iron ion binding; monooxygenase activity; heme binding. The record is from RefSeq and is a predicted model, not a curated record. The transcript has 5 exons. NCBI's taxonomy places the organism in Eukaryota, Fungi, Ascomycota, Eurotiomycetes, Eurotiales, Aspergillaceae. Bases 1 to 1470 code for a protein of 489 amino acids.
AUGCAGCCAGUCAAUGAUCUGUUAUCACUUCCCCUCAUAUUCCUUAUACUGGCUUUGAGCGGUGCCGCAUUUUUCAUAUAUUCGUCCUUGACAGGACCACUAGCACAUCUUCCUGGCCCUUUCUACACCAAGUUCACAGGCGUAGUCCAUUUUAUUAACAUUUUCCGCGGCAAGAGACACGUUUAUCUCACGUCUCUUCACGCUAAAUAUGGUCCAACUGUGCGCAUUAAUCCACGGGAGGUCUCGGUUGUAGACUCCGGGUCAGUGAAACAAGUAUUCAAGACCUUUCUCAAGCCUGUUUUCUAUGAGAAUCUCACUGCGGAGCCAACGCCGAGCGUUUUCACCACUACGGACCCGGUGUACCAUGCGAAACUACGGAAGCUGCUGGCCGGCGGUAUGUCCGAGUCCUCGCUGAAGAGUCUUCAGCCAGUCGUUCAGUCGAAGGUGAAUCUCUUGAUGUCUGGACUGAAAAAAGAGAGAGACACAAAGGGUUAUAUGGAUCUCUACAAGUGGAACCAUUUCUACGCGACCGAUGUCAUCGCAGAACUGGCGUUUGGACAGUCUUUUAAGACUCUCGAGGAUGGUAAGGAUCACCAAUAUGUCAAAGAUAUACAGGCUUUGGUACCUUACAAUAUUCUUCGUGUCACCGUCACUGGUAGGCCGCAUAAAGAGACAAAGGAUUGGCCAAUUUGGCCCUUCACCGCAAUGGAGAAGAUCAAUGUUCGCUUGCUAGAUCACGCCCAAAAUGCUUUGAAUCGAUACAGACACCAUCUAGCCCAAUCAGAUAACCCGAGGCCCAACUUUUUCGAUAAGAUUAUGGGUGAAAAAGGACAUGAGGCAGCGAUCACCGAGGACGAGCUUGUCUCCAACGCAAAGUUGUACUUGGUUGCCGGAACUGACACGUUAGCGCUCCCGCUAACGUACCUUUUCUAUGCUCUUCUCGAAAGUCCGCGAGUCCGCGCGCGACUGCUGCAAGACAUCAAGCUAGCUGAACUGCCCCAGCAGCCAACUAAUGAUCAGCUCCGUGCUGUAACAUAUCUAGACUGUGUGAUAGAUGAGAGUCUUCGAUUAUAUCCACCUAUCGUGGGUCCACUGCCACGCGUCGUCCCGGAGGGUGGUCGUAUGCUGGGGAACUGUUUCGUUCCUCAGGGCAUAACCGCAAAUCCUUUCACCUACCUCUUGCAGCGCAACCCAGACAUUUUCCCAGACCCUGAAACAUGGAACCCUGAUCGCUGGGAGUCCGCUACUAAGGAGAUGAAGGAGGCUAUGUGGCCGUUUGGAGGAGGUAGCCGGAUUUGCAUGGGGCGAUUCUUGGCGAGAAUGGAGAUGCGUAUGGCAGUCGUGGCUUUUCUACAGACUUUUGAGACCGCAGAGGUUGCAUAUGGCGUGGAAGACUUCGCCCCGAAAGACAUGGAGGUCGUUGACACUAUUCUUGGAAAACCUGUGGCCGAAAAGCUACUAGUCAGGUAA